AUGAGUUCACUGCCUGUGUUUGUGCGCAAAGCGCGGGCUUGGCUUGCUGCUGCCUCGCCCGCCACUAAGCUCAGCGUUGUGCUUGGGAAUGAGUCUGCCGACCUUGACUCUGUGGCAUCUGCGCUCUGCCUCGCGUUUGUGCGCACUCGUCGCCAGCAGACGGAUGAGGGGUCGCCAAUCAUUCCCAUCGUCAACGUUUCGCGAGCUGACCUUCCACUUCGCACCGAGGUGACAUUUGUUCUGGAGAAGCUUGGCAUCGACGCUGGCGAUCUUGUGUGUCGGGACGAAGUUGAUCUGGCUGGGUUUGCUGCUGCGCAGAGUCUCGACGUGACGCUCGUGGACCACAAUCGCCUGGCUGGUCAUCAGACGUUUCUGCAGCCGUUUGUGACACACAUUGUGGACCACCAUGUCGACGAGCACGACUUUGACCCUUCCGUAUCCACCAUCGAGAUGAUUGGCUCGUGCUCAUCUCUCGUCGCUCGCCAAUACACAGUGAACCUUGAUCGGAGCAAAGGUCGAACGUUCGACACCGAUGAGGCAGCAGCGGCACUGAUGAAGCCGUUCUGCGAUGUGGAUGCUGACAAAUGGUUCAGUGCCAUCCAAGAAGCCAAGUUCAACUGCGCACACUUGACAACAAUGCAGCUUUUGCGGAAGGACUACAAGGAGAUUGGCGCUAGAAAGGCGACAGUUGGCUUUCCGGCUGUGACCAUGGACCUGCAACAGCUCGUGCAAAAGGAGCGCUUCCUUGAAGAUCUUGAGGAGUUUCGAUGCAGCCACCACCUCGACCUGGUGGUCAUCAUGUCCACGGUGUUUGCACCCGAGUUUGCACGGCAGCUCGCUUUGUACACACACGCCAGCCUUCGAGCGACAGCGUGGUGGCCGGCGAUUGUGGAGGCGCUAGAAGGGAACGGUGAGCUGCAGCUUGAGCGGUUGGCGCUCGAAUCCCCCGACAGUCUAAUUGCAUAUCAACAACACAACAUCAAAAAGUCCCGCAAGGCUGUGCUUCCGUUUGUUCGGUCGGUCGUGGAAGGCCUUGCCGCGCCGCCACCCACAGGCAACGAUAGAGCCAGCACCUGA
This is a messenger RNA of Salpingoeca rosetta, 1077 nucleotides long. RefSeq lists its product as uncharacterized. Gene Ontology annotation, molecular function: exopolyphosphatase activity. Lineage: Eukaryota; Choanoflagellata; Craspedida; Salpingoecidae. The transcript has 9 exons. The coding region runs from base 1 to 1077 and encodes 358 amino acids. Gene Ontology annotation, cellular component: cytoplasm. The record is from RefSeq and is a predicted model, not a curated record.